Messenger RNA from Oncorhynchus masou masou (cherry salmon), 2476 nucleotides. RefSeq names its product BRF2 RNA polymerase III transcription initiation factor subunit (gene brf2). Bases 302 to 1714 code for a protein of 470 amino acids. Gene Ontology annotation, molecular function: TBP-class protein binding. The transcript is spliced from 4 exons. Gene Ontology annotation, biological process: DNA-templated transcription initiation; transcription preinitiation complex assembly. The record is from RefSeq and is a predicted model, not a curated record. Gene Ontology annotation, cellular component: nucleus; transcription preinitiation complex. NCBI's taxonomy places the organism in Eukaryota, Metazoa, Chordata, Actinopteri, Salmoniformes, Salmonidae.
UCUCAUCUGUAAAAUGUGUAUUAAUAUCUUGUGAUAAACCUUUAAAUAAAGCUUGACGCAUCGAUUACACGCGAUGUACGUAACGUAUGGAUAAAAUGCGCUGUUCCAAUAGAAGUCGAACGUUGCAGUAGUUUUCAAUAGCGGAACGAAAGUACGGGUGCCUUGUUCCUACACGGAUUAUAAAGGCUGAGCUCAUAUUAAAGAACUCGAAACGUUCAUUGGUCGUUCACAGCACAUGAAUGGUAUUGAUUCAAGUUUAUGAUUUGCUCGCUAACUUUAACCAACAUACAUCAACCGGAAGAUGGCUACUGUCGGUCUUAAGUGUCCGGAGUGUGGCUCGCUCGACAUAGUGGACGACGAACAUUAUUCACAGCCACAACUUGUAUGUGCAGAUUGUGGCGCUGUGGUAUCCGAAGGUCUACUCACCACUACCCGAAGUGAAGAGACACAGGGCACAGAUGUAAGAUACAGUAAUAGCACAGAAGUGGACAAGAAGCCAUGCCGGAAUCUAAUCAAUGGCAUACACCGGGUGCGUGCUCUCUGUCGUAUUCUCAGACUCACUUUCCUCAUGGAGGAGACUGCAGAGACCCAUUUUAAGCAGGCCUAUGAGCACCCUAACUUCAUCAGGGUUAGUCUGCAGAAGAAAGAGGUUCUGGCAGGAUGCUGCGUGCUGGCGACCUGCAGGCAGCACAGCUGGCCCAUCGCCAUGGGAACCAUUUGUUGUCUCCUGGAAGCGAACCCCAGGCUGAUAGGCGUGGUCUACCAGGAGAUGGUGAAGACUCUGAAGAUAGAGGCUCCCCCCAUCAGUAUCAUUAACCUACUGGAGACACACUGUCAGGCAUACAAACUAAGUCCUCAAUAUGUCCAUGAAGAGUUGUCGGAGUCCUCCAAGGAUUUGACAAAGCGAGCUGCUGUCCUGUUGGAGCUGGCUGCAGAUGCCUGGCUAGUGACUGGCCGCCAGCCCAUCCCCAUCCUCACGGCCUCCAUCUUCCUGGCUUGGCAGUCCCUGAAACCCACACAGACCCGGCUCAAAUACACACUGGCCAGGUUUUGCCAGAUGGCCAAGGUGACCAAGUCCUCCAUAGCUCCGAAGCGGGUGACCGAGCUGAAGGAGGUGCUGUGUAAGCUGGGCCAGGAGCUGCCCUGGCUGAGGGGGGAUGAGGUGACACCCCAGACUGUGAUACAGAUGGUGGAUGACAUCCUGAACCAUAGACUCACCCUACUGAGGAGGGCCCUGAGCAGUCACGAGGAAGCCCUGGCCUCUGAAUCAGUAGUCCCACCAAGUUUAGAGGACUCCCUACCUGGAUCCCACACCAACACGUCCUGCCUGGAGGGUGCAGUCUCAUCCCAGACCCCAGGGCAGACCCCUAAAGAACCCUUUGUGGGGGAGCCAGACACCGGGAGCGUCCAGCAACAAGGAGAUGUUGACCUGACAUACACUGUUGUAAUGGAGGGGUUGCCACAUACGGGGCCUGGCACAGACUCUCAGCACAGCCAGCCCUCAGUACCAAACUCUGGUAAGAGGAGUUUGUUUGAACCCCCUUCUGUGAGGUACGCUAAGAUAAGGAGGGUGCAGGUCCCGGUGGUGGAGGUGACUGGUGAUGAGGAGAUCUCAGACAGUGAGAUUGACAGUUACAUCCGUACUCCUCAGGAGAUCAGAGACUAUGUUGAGGCGAAAGAGGCAUUAGCUUCCUCCUCUGAUGAUGAGUUCUGACAGGAAGGGAUAACAUUGUAACCAGGUGACUUAGCUAUACUGCGCUAUCUGAUCUGUAAUGCAUUAUAAUACAACGAUUUGGCUAUUUAUUUUGUAUGAAUAUUGAAUAAUCUCUUGUACCCUUCAGGUCAUAAGGCGACACAUUAAAUCUACUUAUUUCAAAACACUCACCAACAGUGUUUAGGACUAUAUUCAUUUUAAUGGUGAUUGUAUCCUUAAUGUGUUCGUUUAUUUGAAAGAUUCUUCUUUGGCUGAUCAAUUUUAUUGCAUUGAAGGUGUGUGUGCAUCCAAAUAUGUUACUAAAUGGUCUGUACUUCAAACUGGAAAACAAGCCCAUAUACAGUACUUGAAGUGGCCCAAUAGACUCCUUAGCUUUGGUUCUUUGCAAAUUAUCUAUUUGACUAAUUACAGUGGCCUAAACUCAGUUCAUCAUCUCAGGCUGGCUGUCAGUGAUUUUUUAGAGCACAUUCGCCAUAUUAGUGUCAAUGUUGUCACAGCACAGCCUGUAGCCUAAAAUAUUUAUUUCAAACAGUCAGCACUGUUGGUUAUUAGGUUGUUUACAGCUGUCAGCCUAAAAUAUUUAUAUUCAUUUUUACAUAAGUUAGGCAUUAGUCAUCUAGAUUUUAACUUUCUGAAGCCACGUUCUGUUUUUUUUUUUUUUACUGAUGUUGUGGUGAGAGGACUGUUACCAUAGCAACCACAGGUGGAAUUUGUGGACAGUCACUGUUUACUUGUCACAAUAAAGUAUACAUAUUUUUUUUA